Loxodonta africana (African savanna elephant) is the source of this 1232-nucleotide messenger RNA. RefSeq names its product Pim-2 proto-oncogene, serine/threonine kinase (gene PIM2). Gene Ontology annotation, molecular function: protein serine/threonine kinase activity; ATP binding. The record is from RefSeq and is a predicted model, not a curated record. Lineage: Eukaryota; Metazoa; Chordata; Mammalia; Proboscidea; Elephantidae. Gene Ontology annotation, cellular component: cytoplasm. Gene Ontology annotation, biological process: negative regulation of apoptotic process; regulation of mitotic cell cycle; protein autophosphorylation. Bases 187 to 1122 code for a protein of 311 amino acids. The transcript has 6 exons.
GUCUCAGAAGCGUUGGCGCUGGCGCGCGCGGUGGAUCCUAACGUUGCACGGUCUACUGGCGUGCCCGGGCCACCAGUUUCCCUCCCUUCCAUCCUGGCGCCCCCUGGUCCUGGUUCCGCGGCCGCUCUGCCCCGGGCGCCCCCGCCCUGCGGACUCAGCGGACACAAUCUGCGCAGCGUCUCCUCCAUGUUGACCAAGCCUCUGCAGGGGCUCCCCGCGCCCCCCGUGACCUCCACGCCGCCCCCAGGAGGCAAGAAUCGGGAAGCAUUCGAGGCGGAGUACCGACUCGGCCCCCUCCUGGGCAAGGGGGGCUUCGGCACUGUCUUCUCGGGACACCGUGUCGCAGACCGACUCCAGGUGGCCAUCAAAGUGAUCCCCCGGAAUCGUGUGCUGGGCUGGUUCCCCUUGACAGACUUGGCUACAUGCCCACUCGAGGUAGCACUGCUAUGGAAGGUGGGUGCAGGUGGCGGGCACCCUGGUGUGAUUCGCCUGCUUGACUGGUUUGAGACACCAGAGGGCGUCAUGCUGGUCCUCGAGCGGCCUUUGCCUGCUCAGGAUCUCUUUGACUACAUCACAGAGCAGGGCCCACUGGGUGAAGGCCGAAGCCGCUGCCUCUUUGCCCAGGUAGUGGCAGCUGUUCAGCACUGCCAUGCCUGUGGAGUUGUCCACCGUGACAUCAAGGAUGAAAACAUCCUGAUGGACCUCCGCCGGGGUUGCGUCAAACUCAUCGAUUUUGGGUCUGGCGCCCUGCUUCAUGAUGAACCCUACACUGACUUUGAUGGGACAAGGGUAUACAGCCCCCCAGAGUGGAUCUCUCGACACCAGUACCACGCGCUCCCAGCCACCGUCUGGUCACUGGGUGUUCUCCUCUAUGACAUGGUGUGUGGGGACAUUCCCUUCGAGAGGGACCAGGAGAUUCUGAAGGCUGAGCUCCACUUCCCUGACCAUGUCUCUCCAGACUGUUGUGCCCUAAUUCGCCGGUGCCUGGCUCCCAAGCCCUCUGCCCGGCCCUCACUGGAGGAGAUCCUGCUGGACCCCUGGAUGCAGACACCAGCCGAGGAUGUACCCCUCAGCACCCCCAAAGGAGACCCCAGCCCCUUAACCUGGUCCCUGCUACCCUAAGCCUAUCCAGGCCCUCACUGGCUGGAAUAGCCAUCCCAUGGCCAUGCUACCAUGCUACAGAGAUAGUUGGACAUCUGUUGACCUGGUUUUACAGGUCAUUAAAAAUCCAG